Messenger RNA from Acanthosepion pharaonis, 495 nucleotides. NCBI's taxonomy places the organism in Eukaryota, Metazoa, Mollusca, Cephalopoda, Sepiida, Sepiidae. The record is from the annotation of a GenBank genome assembly.
AUGUUCACAAUCUAUCUAUCUAUCUAUCUAUCUAUCUAUCUAUCUAUCUAUCUAUCUAUCAAGAUGUCCAUAUCUAUCUCGCUAAUCAUGUCGCACCCACUCACUCACUCACUCACUCACUCACUCACUCACUCACUCACUCACGCACUCACUCACUCUCUCUCUAUCUAUCUAUCUCCGUAUAAAUCUAUCUAUAAUAUUCAGAGGGGAGCUUGGGAACACAAAGUUAUUUCUUUCUUUCUUUCUUUCUUUUCUUUCUUUCUUUCUUUCUUUCUUUCUAUCUAUCUUUCUAUCUAUCUAUCUAUCUAUCUAUCUAAGUCUAUUCAUAUCUAUCUAUCUAUCUAUCUAUCUAAGUCUAUUCAUAUCUAUCUAUCUAUCUAUCUAUCUAUCUAUCUAUCUAUCUAUCUAUCUAUCUGCUUAGAGGCUGAAAUACUUUGGUAUAUCUUUAAUGGUCCCACUUUCCAUCCGUAUAUCUUCUUGUAUAUCUAUAUCUGA